CCCGCCCAAUAUGAAGUGCAGUGACGCCAACAUAACUUUGUUAUGCAUUACAUGCUCUUUAGGGUACCAACUGUACUCCAUCCCCUUCGAUGCUCCUGUCUUCCUCCUUCGCCUCUUUCUUCAUUUCUCAAAAACCCUAAUAAAAUCUCACUCACCUCUCUCUUGUCUUCCUCCCAGCGUUGUACAAUGGCGUCCGGCCGCACGGUCGCCGAUGUCCUCAUGGGCGCCUCUCGCGCUGCCGCAGCCAAGAAGAAUCGCCAGGCUUUAUCAUCCCAAUCCGAGAACUAUUCUUCCCCUAUCAAGAAACACAAAGUCCUAGAACCCCCAUCUGCCACGGACGAACCAAAGAAGUUGGAAACUACCGACAUCCUUGUCGAACUUAGGAAAAAGGGCUCCGAUUUCGACCCUAAAGCCGCCGCCUCAUGGAAAGAUGGCGACCCGGUACCGUUCAUCUUCCUCGCCCGCGCACUAGACCUCAUCUCGAACGAGUCGGGUAGGAUCGCAAUCACGGACAUCAUCUGCAAUGUCUUCCGGACUGUUAUGGCUACUACUCCUAACGACCUUCUUCCGACGGUUUAUUUGUCGGCUAAUAGGGUUGCUCCUCCACAUGAGGGCAUCGAGCUUGGUAUAGGAGAUGCUUCGCUUAUCAAGGCUCUCGCCGAAGCUUAUGGGAGGAAGGAAGAGCAUGUCAAUAAGCAGCUACAGGAAUUAGGUGACUUGGGUCUUGUCGCCAAGGCUAGUAGGUCUUCACAGAGAGUUUUGUACAAGCCUCAGCGUUUGACCAUCACCAAAGUUUUUGAUACAUUUCGCGCCAUUGCAAAGGAAUCUGGAAAGGACAGCCAAGACAAGAAAAGAAGUUACAUUAAAGGUCUUCUUGUAGCUGCCACUGAUUGUGAACCGUUAUACAUAAUUCGCCUUCUUCAGUCCAAAAUGAGAAUAGGCUUGGCGGAGAAAACAGUGCUUGUAGCUCUUGGGCAAGCAUCUGUAUAUUCAGAAGCACUUAAGUGUGCAACUUUUAAAAAUUAUUCUCAGACAUUGGAAGAGGCUGCAAAGAUCAUUAAACAAGUAUAUUCUGUUCUGCCGGACUACGGUAAAAUUGUGCCUGCUCUUCUUCAUGUUGGGGUACUGAAACUUUCAGAGGCAUGCAAUUUCUCUUUGGGUGUGCCAGUGGGACCUAUGCUGGCUAAACCUACAAAAUCAGUCUCUGAGAUCCUAGACAAAUUUCAAGGAACCGAGUUUACAUGUGAAUAUAAGUAUGAUGGUGAGCGGGCUCAGAUACAUUACAUGGAAGAUGGUUCUAUAGAGGUAUAUAGCCGUAAUGCUGAACGAAAUACUGGAAAAUACCCUGAUGUGGUCAGUGCUGUAUCAAGAUUCAAGAACCCAGAAGUAAGCUCUUUUGUGUUGGAUUGUGAAAUUGUUGCAUUUGAUCGUGAGAAGCAGAAAAUCUUACCUUUCCAGGUAUUGUUACUAAUUAGAGGGAGGCCUAGAGCAGUAAUUACCAAAUCCCCUCCACCGGCCCUCCUCCAUGAGCAACUCAAAGUUCGCAGGGAGGAACUUUACAAUUCUUUUGCGGAAGUACCAGGAGAAUUUCGUUUUGCAACUACAAUAACAUCUAAUGAUCUUGAAGAAAUACAGAAGUUCUUAGAAAAAGCUGUCAGCUCCAGCUGUGAAGGGUUGAUUAUCAAAACUUUGGACAAAGAUGCGACAUAUGAGCCUUCGAAAAGGUCAAACAACUGGUUAAAAUUAAAAAAAGAUUAUAUGGACAGUGUAGGAGACACUUUAGAUCUAGUUCCCAUUGCUGCCUUCCACGGUCGUGGAAAACGCACAGGUGUUUAUGGUUCUUUUCUUCUUGCUUGCUAUGAUGAACAAAAUGAUGAAUAUCAAAGCAUAUGUAACAUCGGUACUGGGUUUUCUGAGUUGCAGCUUGAAGAGAGGUCCAAAAGUCUUGGAAGUAAAGUUAUACCAAAGCCAAAACCAUACUAUAGAGUUGCUGAUUCAAUGAAUCCUGAUGUCUGGUUCGAGCCAGCAGAGGUCUGGGAAGUAAAGGCAGCUGAUUUGAGCAUUAGUCCUGUUCAUCGUGCUGCUUCUGGCAUUGUGGAUCCAAAUAAGGGUAUUUCUCUUCGAUUUCCUCGCCUACAACGUGUCCGAGAUGACAAAAGCCCAGAACAAGCCACAACAUCUGAACAGGUUGCUGAGAUGUAUCGCGCCCAAAAGAUCAAUCAUAUGAACAAUAAUGAGGAAGAGGAUGAUGAAUGACGUGGUUUUCAGCUAGUAAUCAAGUUCUAUCACUCCUUCAAAAUUGGCAUUAUAAUUUUACUUGGAGGUGUGAUUUUGAAUCUGGACAUUAAAAAAUGUUCACUACCAUGCAAAAAUCAACUCUGCAGUGUUGUGAUUCUGCAAUUUUCAAGGUCAAUCUUUCAGUCUACUUUUUUAAUUUUAUUUUUAUUAAAUAUUUAAUGUCACUAAUCGAAAAUAUCUUAAGGGAACAUUUUGCUGCUGAGUAUAUAACAACCUUUGAAGGCUUUGGUGUAUUGUUGUUGAAGGCAGCUUAUAGAAUUUUGGUUUUGUAUUAGUUUAAACUAAUUUUUGGAAAUGGCCUACCUGAGUUUCUUUUUUUAAUGUCGUCAUUUUACAUCUUUGCGAUUAUUAUUUAAAACCUAAUGUUAUUUCCA
Molecule: messenger RNA, 2672 nt
Organism: Dendrobium catenatum
Lineage: Eukaryota; Viridiplantae; Streptophyta; Magnoliopsida; Asparagales; Orchidaceae
Product: DNA ligase 1
Exons: 19
Coding region: 43-2256 (737 amino acids)
Biological process (GO): DNA biosynthetic process; lagging strand elongation; DNA repair
Cellular component (GO): mitochondrion; nucleus
Molecular function (GO): ATP binding; DNA ligase (ATP) activity; DNA binding
Source: RefSeq, a predicted model, not a curated record